This is a messenger RNA of Zea mays, 7232 nucleotides long. Its product is annotated as pentatricopeptide repeat-containing protein At3g09650, chloroplastic. Gene Ontology annotation, molecular function: protein binding. Bases 146 to 2338 code for a protein of 730 amino acids. Lineage: Eukaryota; Viridiplantae; Streptophyta; Magnoliopsida; Poales; Poaceae. The record is from RefSeq and is a predicted model, not a curated record. The transcript is spliced from 4 exons.
GGCCACGUCAAUCCAUCAUCCUCAUCCUCUCUGCUCCACUCGUCUGCUGUGCUGCUGCCGUUUCUUCCUCCUCCUCUUUCGGCCGUCCGGCGGACCAAAUCACACGGACAAUACGGCCAUUGCCACGCCACUACCUGCUCCAGGGAUGCUACGCUGCACGCGCUACUCGCUCCAGCUGCUCCAACCCCAUCCCUCCUUCCCCGGUGGCGCCACCUGCUCUUGCUCAUGCCCGUGCUCCCCGCCUUCUUCCUCCUUCGGCAACCAGCACCAGAGGCUCCAUCAGCCAGCCGCUCUGUCCCCAGCUACUUCCCGCUCCAGCACACCACUCACCCACGCGCCUGACCAUGACGAAGAUGGUCCCUCCGACGACGCCCUCCUGGCGCUCCUCCGCGCCCAUGACACCGAUGCCGCCUACAGCCUCUUCUCCUCGAAGCCGUCUCUCCUCCCUUCCUCCCCCACCACGGCGUCUCGCCUCCUCGCGCAGCUCUCCUUCAAUUCCAACGGCCCCGAUGGGUUUCCCCGCGCCGCCCGCCUCCUCCAGAGCCUCCGCGCCCGCGGUGCCCUCGACCUCCUCGACGCCAACUCCCUCUCCCUCGCGGCCGCGGCAGCCGCCCGCUGCCGUGACGCCCGUCUCGCCCAUUCCCUCCUCCUCUACAUGCUCCGCCAGGGCCUCCUCCCCGACCGACGCGCAUACACCGCCGCCGUCUCCCGCCUCACGCCGCCCACCAAGGCGCUCCGCCUCUUCGACGCCGUCCUCCGCAACCUCCGCAGCGCACCACCAGAGCUCGUCUCCCCCUCCUGCCUCCCCGACGCGGCCGCAUUCAACGCAGCCCUCAGCGCCUGCGCUGACGCGGGGGAUUGCCGCCGAUUCCGGCAGCUGUUCGACGCAAUGAGCGAAUGGAGCGCCGCCGCCGAUGCGCUCACCUACAACGUCGUCAUCAAGAUGUGCGCGCGCGCCGGCCGAAAGGACCUCGUCGCGCGCGUGCUUGAGCGCAUGCUCUUCUCCGGCCUCACCCCCUGCGCCACCACUUUCCACUCCCUCGUCGCCGCGUUCGUCGGCUUCGGUGACAUCGCCACAGCGGAGAGGAUCGUCCAGGCGAUGCGGGAAGAGCGCAAAGACAUAUGCUUACUGCUCAGGGCUGUCUCUAUGGACUGCGACGGUGUGACCGACGUCGAGGAGGGUGCCGUGCUGCUCGACGACAUUGUUGCCGGGGCCAAACAGGGACAGGGCUCGGAUGAGGUGCCGCUGCUCCCCAAGGCUUAUCCGCCCAACGCCAGGGUGUACACCACGCUCAUGAAGGGGUACACGAACGCAGGCCGCGUCGACGAUGUCCUGGCCGUGCUGCGCGCGAUGCGGCAAGAGGCGCAGACGGCACCCGCAAGCCGGCCGGACCAUGUGACUUACACGACGGUGAUAUCAGCGCUUGUUGGUGCGGGCGACAUGGCGCGCGCGCGCGCCGUGCUGAACGAGAUGGCUGCGGCCAGAGUUCCAGCCAACCGUGUCACCUACAACGUCCUGCUCAAGGGCUACUGCCAGCAGCUGCAGAUUGGCCAGGCCAGGGAGCUCUUUGAGGAGAUGGUGACGGACGCCGGCAUCCAGCCCGGCGUGGUGACGUACAACACCCUCAUGGACGGGUGCGUUCUCACGGACGACAGCGCGGGCGCGCUAGCCUUCUUCAACGAGAUGCGGUCACGGGGCAUCGCGCCGUCCACUGUGAGCUACACGACGUUGAUGAAGGCGUUCGCCGUGUCGGGGCAGCCCAAGGUAGCGCACAAGGUGUUCGAGGAGAUGGAGCGGGACCCCAGGGUGACGGUGGACAGAGCGGCGUGGAACAUGCUGGUGGAGGGGUACUGCCGGCUGGGACUAGUGGAGACAGCGAAGCAGGUUGUGGAGAGGAUGAAGGAGCGCGGCGUGCAGCCGGACGUGGCGACGUACGGCAGCAUGGCGAAGGGCAUCGCGGUGGCGCGCAAGCCAGGGGAGGCUCUUGUGCUCUGGAACGAGGUGAAGGAGCGGUGCCUGAAGGAGGCCGACGAGGAACUGCUGGGGGCGCUGGCGGACGUGUGCGUGAGGGCGGCCUUCUUCAAGAAGGCGCUGGAGAUCGUGGCGUGCAUGGAGGAGAAGGGCAUCGCUCCCAACAAGACCAAGUACAAGAAGAUGUACAUUGAGAUGCACUCCAGGAUGUUCACCAGCAAGCAUGCAUCGCAAGCGCGCCAGGACCGGCGCCGAGAGCGCAAGCGUGCCGCCGAGGCCUUCAAGUUCUGGCUUGGCCUGCCCAACUCCUACUAUGGCAGCGAGUGGCAGAUCGAGCCUCUGCUGGAUGGCGAUGACCUAAGUUGAGCCACCCACCACCGUUUCUUCUAUGAACACUGUACCCUGCUGCAUGAAGGGAUUUCUUUUUGCCACACUUAUUACAAAAGAAAAAAAUAUUGGCAAUAGGCGUAUGAAGGUUAAUUUAUAACCCAAUUUCAUGCAAUAAACAUAUUGGCAAGAGUCAUAUGAUAUUCAUCUUUUGGUGUAGCUCCAUUUAUUAGAUCUCUAAAAGCAAUGCACACUGUCAACUUCCCGGAUUUUUUCAUAACCACUACAGAAAACAGAUAAAUCUAUGUUAGCCAAACUAAUUUACGUCUGCUCAUAAGAAAACCGGUAUAGAAAAGUUAUUUUACGUCGGCUACAGAUCAACUGACAUAAAUUAUUUUUUUAUUUACGUCGUUCUCAACAUGGUCGACAUAAAUAAAAUUGUUUAUGUUGGCUACUAUAAUCGACGUAGAUUAGUUAUAAGGGAACGUAUCUGAUGCAAACCAACUCCUCCGUGCAACCAUGCAAACUUAUAAUCUGAACCACAUGAUGUUGAUCCAAAGGACGCAAGAGCGUGGAUAAUUUUAUACUUAACCGCCCGCUGCUAAUCACACUUUUUCAAAUCCCCUCCUACUCCUCCGCACGUCCCCUUGGAUCAACAUCAUAUGGUUCAGAUUAGAAGUUUACACGGUUGCACGGAAGAAUUGGUUUACACCAGAUAUGUUUCCUAGUUAUAAACCCUUUUGCUCCACUCCUACACCAAUCUGCCUUGUCAUUUUGUCGCAACUCAUCGCCGCUUGCUUGCCCUCUCCUCCACCCGCCGCCGCCCCUGAAUCGUCACCGGUUGCUCGCCCUCUCCUCCACUAGAUGCCACCCCGGCUCGCCACCGGCUGCUCACCCUCUCCUCCACCCGCCGCUACCCCUACUCGCCACCCCGCCGCUGCUUGCUCGCCCCCUCCUCCACCCGCCGCCCCCUGCUCACCACCCCGUCGUCGCUUGCUCGCCCCUUCCUCCACCCGUCGUGAUGCCAUCGUCUCACCGCCUCACCACAGUUUGCUCGCCUCCGCCCCCUGAUCGCCACCUAUCGCAGCCGAGUGGUCGUGCUCAUCGCAGCCACCACCGCUUGCUCACCCCCACCCACGUCCUCAUCCACCGGACGCAGAUUGCACGCAAGUGAAGGCAAGCAACCCUCGGACGCAAGGUGAGACUCCCCUCCUCCCCUCUCCUCUCUAUUACUCUUCCUGAUUAUUGUUGGGUUAGGCAACCCCCGUAUUCUGAUUUUACCCACUUAUUGCUUAACUUAAACAUGCGUGCUUGGAGUGAUAGGAUGGCAAAAAUGUUGCGAUUUAGGGUUCUUAUACGUGAUUCUCUGAGGUGCUUUGCAUUCACUGUGGUUGUGUAGUGGACGAAGACGUAUAGGAUUUGGAGAAUACACGGCUUGGUUGAGAUCAGCAAACAUGUUACAAUAUAUAGCCACAGACAUACCCAGUUUAUAGAAAUAGGAUCUAGGUAAUCGGGCAAUGAACCACAGGAUUGAUAUCCUGGGAUGAGUUUCUAUAUAUGCUGAUAGCCUACUAGGAAUAGUUGUCUAACCCCCCCCCCCCCCCCGGCAGUAGGAACGUCGGCUGACCGGACAUUCAUACUGGACUGAAACUCAGCAAAGACUGUAGAAGGAAGGCCCUUGGUGAAAAUAUCAGCGAACUGGGAGGAUGUCGGGACAUGUAGAACACGAACUGCGCCGGCGGCCACACGCUCACGAACAAAGUGAAGGUCAAUCUCGAUAUGUUUGGUGCGUUGAUGUUGCACCGGAUUAGUCGAGAGAUAGACAAUACUCACAUUAUCACAGUAAACAAGGGUAGCCUGUUGCAAGGGUUGUCCCAGUUCUUGAAGUAGCUGUCGUAACUAGGAAGCCUCUACCACACCUAGGGAUGAAAACAAUUUCGGAAUUUUUCGGAAUUCCGAAAACCGUUUUCGAUUUUUUCCGAUCGGAAUCGUCGGUAUCGGUUUUUCUCGGAAUCGGAAUCGGUCAUCGGAAUUUGACAUCGUAAUCGGUAUCGAAAUCGGUACAACCCUUUACCGACCGUAUUCUUCGGUUACCGUUUUGGAUCGGAAUUUACCGAAUUCAAAAUUCGGAAUUUACCGAAACUCAUGGUCCAGCCCAAAUUCUAAAAUGUAAAAAUCUAAAUUCAGAACUUAUGGCUCAUGGGCGGCCCAUGGAGCAAGCAGCCCAGCAGGCGCCGUCGGUCUCUGCCUGUCUUCCACUUCCGUCGCUCGCAGUCUCUCUCGCAGAACAGAACUAGCAGGCGGCGGCACAUAGCAAGCAGUCAAGCACCAGCCGCCACCGCCCACCGCCAGUCGCCAGUCGCCACUGCUCCAUGGCGUGCCCCCAAAUCCCGUGACGGACUGACGGCGUGACUCAUCUUCCUCCUCUCCUCUAUGUAACAAUAAGUAAUCUGUAAUCCCUAAUCCCUAAUCUAGCUUUAUGGCCAUGGAUGCACUCAUGCACGCACGGCGCACCCACUGCCGGACUGUCCGGUUUAGAUGCCGAGCCGCCAUGGAUGCCCUAAUCGCUUCAUCUCGAUUGGAUAGAAGCCGCCAUGGAUGAGUGAUGCAGGUUUAGUCGAUCUCGAUUGGAUAGAAGCGCACCAGGUAAGUCUGCCUCCGACUGCGUUGUUGCUGUCAGCCUGUCACCGCGACAGCAUUAUUAGAAAGAGUCCCAGCACAACACUCAACCAAAGCUUAAACAUCACGAAAUGGUGGCUGAAAACAACGCCUGAAAUGGCCAGACCGUUCCCAGUUCUCUGUGUUCUCCAGAGUUCAGAAAAAUCAUACUCCAUGGUCCAUGCUACAUGAGUACAUGAUGGAGCACGCCUUCAAGAAAUGGAGCUAGACAAGUCAUAGUCAUCUGGUGCCUCGCGUCGUGGAUUUGUUGGCCACAACCACAAGCCAUAGUCACCAGGUAAAAACUGUGAUCCGCUCUAAUGGCUAGUGAAGGUGAAGCUUCACCUCUACGAAAGCGUAUGUUGUUGGAGUUACCUAGUGAACAUCAAAGUCAGAACUUGACAUCCUCACCUCAUGCAAAUACAACUCAACCUUUUGGUGUGUCUGCAUCAUCAUCAACACCUGCUGCAACAUCUCAUGAACAAGGUGCAAAUCCAGAAGAAGGAAUUAAUUUGGAUGAGGAUGAUCCUUCAAAGUUGAAGCAAGCAAAGAAGUCCACUUCAAAUGUUUGGCAGUAUUUUGAAAAGUAUGAUGUUGUCGUAGAGGAGAAUGGCAAAUCUGUGAAGCAAGUUUGGGCCAAAUGCAAGUAUCUGGGAUGCAAAAACAAGACUAGCAAAGCUAGUGCUGAAAGUAGUAGAGGAACAACUGCAUUUUGGUCUCAUUUGAAAAAUUAUCAUAAGAUUGUGAAGGGGCAACAGGAGCUCAAGGCAGAAAAGGAUCAUGGCACAAGUAUAUGCAUUGUCCAGCCAUAUAAAUAUGAUGAAGAAACCAGUUUGAGAAAGUUUUAUACAACUAUUAUCAUGCAUGAGUAUCCAUUUAACAUUGCUGAGCAUGAAUACUUUGUGGAAUUCAUUAAAUCAUUGAAGCCUACCUUUCCUAUGAAGUCACGUGUCACUAUUAGGAAAGAAAUUCUGGAACUCUACUUGCAUGAAAAGGAUGUGUUGUAUAAGUAUUUCAAAACCCUCAAUUGUCGCAUGAGUGCUACUAUGGACAUGUGGACAUCAAAUCAGAAUAAAGGCUACAUGUGUGUCACAGUACAUUGGGAAGAUGAUGAUUGGGAAAUACAGAAGAGAAUUAUCAAUUUCCUCCAUGUUUCGGGUCGACAUAGUGGUGAGAAUAUGUCUCUUAUCCUCAGUUCAUGCCUAUUGAAAUGGUUUAUAGAGAAGAAAAUGUUUUCUUUAACCUUGGACAAUGCUUCUGCAAAUGAAGUUGUUGUGAAAGAGAUUAUUCUGGAGCUCAAUAAGCACAAUCCUUUAAUCUGUGAUGGAUUAUUCUUUCAUAUAUGAUGUGCCAAUCCUUGAUCCUAGAUACAAGAGGAAAAUUGUAGAAUUUUACUUGAAGAAGGUGUACCCAUAUACCUAUCAAACUGAGCUGGAUAAAUUUAAUGGUGUCAUGAAAAAGAUGUAUCAAUGCUAUGUCUCUACUACACCCUCAACAUCAUCUGUUGCACCUUACCCAACUUCAACGGGUGACACGAUUAAGUCAAGUAUUGAUGAAGAGCUUGAUAGCUACAUAUUUGAUGGACAAGGCCAUGAUGAUUCUAUUGACACAAGUGACUUAGAAAAAUAUUUGAUAGAUCCAAUAUUAAAGAUUGGUAAAAAUAAUCAGCAUACUUUUGACAUACUAGCCUGGUGGAAAGCACACAAAGAAGAAUAUCCUAUCUUGGGCCAGCUUGCUCGUGAUGUCUUAGCUAUGCAAGUGUCAACAGUAGCUUCAGAAUCUGCUUUUAGUGCGGGUGGUCGUGUACUUGAUCCAUUUCGUACUCGCCUUGACCCUACCAUGGUAGAAGCGCUUGUCUGCACCAAAGAUUGGAUAGCUGGAGCAAGAAAAGGUUCCAAGGCUAAGAGUGUUGCUAUUCCUAAUAUGGUUUGUGAAAUGGAGGAACUUGAGGCUCUUGAUAGAAAUCUUUCACUUGAGGAUGAAGACCUAGAUGAUGAUCAUGAUGAUGGACCAGAGGCAUCGUUGUAAGCUUGUUGAUGAAGACCUAGAUGAUGAUAAUGCAACAUGAAUGCUCUGAAUGUUUUCAUUGUACUUGUUGCGUAAUGCUUUGUGAUCUUGCGAACUUGGGACUUGUGGACUUGUGGUUGUGUACUUUGUGAUCUGUGUGAUGAACUUGUUAUAUUGUGAACUUGUGAUCUGUGUGAUCCACUUAUUAUAUUGUGAACUUGUGAUCAACUUGUUAUAUUGUGAACUUGUGAUCUGUGUGAUCCACUUA